This is a messenger RNA of Grus americana (Whooping crane), 1738 nucleotides long. RefSeq names its product immediate early response 3 interacting protein 1 (gene IER3IP1). Gene Ontology annotation, biological process: endoplasmic reticulum to Golgi vesicle-mediated transport. Bases 84 to 332 code for a protein of 82 amino acids. The transcript has 3 exons. Lineage: Eukaryota; Metazoa; Chordata; Aves; Gruiformes; Gruidae. The record is from RefSeq and is a predicted model, not a curated record. Gene Ontology annotation, cellular component: COPII-coated ER to Golgi transport vesicle; Golgi membrane; endoplasmic reticulum membrane.
CCUUCCCGAGCCCCGCCCCCCGCCCCGCCACGUCCCGCUCGGGCGCCGGCUCCCGGCCCGGCGGCGCAUCGCGGCGGCGGGCCAUGGCGUUCACGUUGUACUCGCUGCUGCAGGCCGCGCUUCUCAUCGUCAACGCCGUCGCCGUGCUGCACGAGGAGCGCUUCCUCCGACACGUUGGCUGGGGAAGCGAUCAAGGGAUUGGAGGAUUUGGAGAGGAACCAGGAAUUAAAGCACAGCUAACGAACCUUAUUCGAUCUGUACGAACCGUCAUGAGAGUGCCAUUAAUAGCGGUGAACUCCAUUACUAUCAUUCUCCUCCUGUUGUUUGGUUGAAGAUACCUGUUGUGAAAUCUUUUGGACAUCCAAAGAAGCAAGUUGCUAACCAUCACUGCUCUUAGAGUUUUCUGGGAUCCAGCACGGUUUAGCUGUCAAUUUGACAUUCAACUUAAAAUAAUAAAGACACUAUUUCUAUUUAUCCUAUUUCCUAAUGUUCACUUGCAGUUUCAUUAAACAAGAUACUGGGAUCAAUGCAACAAUGCUGCAAAUAUAUCGGACUAUGACAAGUUCUGUUGCUGCCUGUUAAUAGCGUCGUAACGUGUUAAAUGAUUGUCAGUAGGAUGCAGUUUUUAAAUGUCUCGUUACUCAGGGAUUAAUUUCCUUCAGUACACUUCCCAAGUUAUUUUUAAAUUAAGAAAAACAAACUGGUUUUUUUAUUUUGAUUACUACCACAGUAGUAUUUAAGAGAAUACGAAUUAGGCUCUACAAACAUGUUACACAUUAUUGAAGUACAGUUGUGAUAUUAAGGGAAACGAAACUAGAUGGGUGAAGUCCUAAUUCAGUUCACGUUGGAAAUCGAAUUGUCCUGGUUUGAUUGAGAACAGAAUUUUUCUCUUGGUGUUUGUCUUUUCAAAUCGAGAAUGUUUCAUGCUGAUGGUGAAGUAAAUUGAAAAUAGGUGCAACUGCUAUGCAAAAAUCUAAAAAAAGCUGUACCUAAAGCUGGGCAACUGUGCUAAGUUAGGCUAGCAGGUGACAUUAAUGAUUAGCAUUUGUUACUGUUCUGUCAAGGAUUAUUAUAGUUUUUUAAAUGCGUGUUAAACUUGUGUGUGGUGAUUAGUGUGUUGGAAGUGGGGAACCAUUUGUAUUCUGAACUUUUUGGGUAAUGUGGGAGGGGAAUACCAUGCCCUUUUCAAAUGCAAUUCUUUGUUAAAACCCAACAAAUUUGCAGCCUCUUCUAUUACUGCUGCUUGUUCCCCCACCCUCCAUCUUCCUUUGUUAAAUUAACAGCUUAUUGAAAUUGAAACUAUGGGUAUGAUCUUGCAGUUCUGUUGCAAUUGCUAAUUGCUUUGGUACAGAUCUUGUCUCAAUUAAGACUGCUGGGUUAGGUCUGAUGUUAUGUAUCGAGUCUGAAUUGAAGAAAGCUGAUUCUCAUGUACCAAUUUAGAAUUCUUAUGUCUCUUCUGCUGAAGUGUUUUAGCUUAUUUUGAAAGAGGGAAGACCAAAGGAAAUGUGGCAGUUUCAUUAUUUUAAAACAACUUAGUUUAUCAUCUCUUCUUCUGAUGUCUUGAUGACUAAAGCAUAUGCUGUUGUAUACAAAGAUAAAUCUGGAAAAUGUGUAAAUGAAUUUAAUGAUCUUCAAUUGCAGUGUUUUGCAGAGUAGAGUAUAUUCAGGAGGAGAGUUUUAUGUUGUUUCCUUUUUUUUUAGUGAAAACUUGUAAAUAAAUUCUGAAUUUCUAAGUUAA